Molecule: messenger RNA, 2201 nt
Organism: Ochotona curzoniae (black-lipped pika)
Lineage: Eukaryota; Metazoa; Chordata; Mammalia; Lagomorpha; Ochotonidae
Gene: ZNF7
Product: zinc finger protein 7
Exons: 5
Coding region: 147-2159 (670 amino acids)
Biological process (GO): regulation of transcription by RNA polymerase II
Molecular function (GO): RNA polymerase II cis-regulatory region sequence-specific DNA binding; DNA-binding transcription factor activity, RNA polymerase II-specific
Source: RefSeq, a predicted model, not a curated record
GCCGUGCGGGCCUCCGAGCGGCCCAGAAGGGCCGGAAGUCGGCGGGGCGGGCGUGUGCGAGGCUGGUUUCCGGCGGCGCGGGCUGUCUGCGGGCUGCCGCUCUGGCCGGGUUGUACAGGACAUGUGGAUAUCCACCCACCCCGCUCAUGGAGGCGGUGACGUUUGGCGACGUGGCUGUGCACUUCUCCCGUGAGGAGUGGCAGUGUCUAGACCCUGGCCAGAGGGCCCUGUACAGGGAGGUGAUGCUGGAGAACCACAGCAGUGUGGCUGGACUAGCAGGAUUCCUGGUCUUCAAGCCUGAGCUGAUCUCCCGACUGGAACGGGGACAGGAGCCAUGGGUGCUUGACCUGAAGGGAGAGGAGAGGCCAGAGGCACCAAGGAGCCCAAAGACAGAUUCUGGGAGCAGGACUGACUACGGAGAGGCCGUUGGGGACCCAGUCUCUCUAAAACCAGAAGCUCACACAACGAUGGUCACAGCAGAACCACAGGGUUUUCCUCGAGGUCUUGGUUGUAAAGACACUGAGGUCUGGUCAGAGAGCCAUCCGUGCAGCUUUGGGCUGGGAGUGAGGAGCCCGCUCAUCCAGAAAAGCUGUUUGAGCAAAGGGUCUGAGGCUCCCAAGCCCCUCAGCACAGACGCCGCCCAGCGGGGUCAGCCUGGCUGCAGUGAGAACACAGAGGCAGAGCGCCCAUGGCAGAGCUGUGACACCUGUGGCGGGGGAUUCCGGCGCACCGUGGCUGCUGCUCUACCCUGGGCCAUGCACCUUCGCAGGAGGCCUGGCAGAUGCCAGGAGUGCCGGAAGGCCUGCCUGCCGGGCACACUUCACAGUGACGGCCACGGUGAGAAGCCGUAUGCAUGUGAGGAGUGUGGCAAAGGCUUCAGGCUGUGUUCACAGCUUACUCAGCACCAGAGAAUCCACACUGGAGAGAAGCCGUUUAAAUGCAUUGAGUGUGGAAAAGCAUUCCGACUGAGCUCAAAACUUAUUCAGCAUCAAAGAAUUCAUACGGGUGAGAAGCCCUACAGGUGUGAGGAAUGUGGAAAAGCCUUUGGUCAGAGCUCAAGCCUCAUCCACCACCAGAGGACCCACACGGGAGAGAGGCCCUUCCAGUGCAAGGAGUGCGGGAAGGCCUUCAGUCAGCAAUCACAGCUGGUCAGACACCAGAGGACGCACACAGGAGAGCGGCCCUACCAGUGCAAGGAGUGCGGGAAGGCCUUCAGCCAGAGCUCUACUCUGGUUCAACAUCAGAGGAUGCAUGCUGGGGAGAAAUCUCAAAUCACAAGGACCUCUGAUGGACCAAACUCAGGUCCACCCCCGAGAAUUCCCUCUGUGGAGAAGCCGUUUAAAUGUGGCGAGUGUGGGAAAGCUUUCAGAUGGGUCUCUCGGCUCAGUCAGCAUCAGUUGGUCCACACUGGAGAGAAACCUUACAAAUGCAACAAGUGUACAAAGGCGUUUGGCUGUAGCUCUCGGCUUAUUCGCCACCAGAGAACUCACACCGGAGAGAAGCCGUUUAAGUGUGACGUAUGUGGAAAAGGCUUUGUCCAGGGCUCACACCUUAUUCAGCACCAGCGAAUCCACACUGGGGAGAAGCCGUACGUGUGUAAUGACUGUGGCAAAGCUUUCAGUCAGAGCUCCAGCCUCAUUUACCAUCAGAGGAUCCAUAAAGGAGAGAAGCCCUAUGAAUGCCUCCAGUGUGGGAAAGCCUUCAGCAUGAGCACACAGCUCACCAUACACCAGAGGGUCCACACUGGGGAGAGACCCUACAAAUGCAGCGAGUGUGGGAAGGCCUUCAGUCAGAACUCGACCCUGUUCCAACACCAGAUCAUUCAUGCAGGAGUGAAGCCCUACGAAUGCAGUGAGUGUGGGAAGGCCUUCAGCCGGAGCUCUUACCUCAUUGAGCACCAGAGAAUCCAUACGCGAGCCCAGUGGUCCUGUGAGUACGGGAGCACCCUGGAGGGUUCCACCUUCAUGAGCCGCAAAAAAGUCAGCACGGUAAAGAAACUGCAUCAGUGUGCGGACUGUGGAAAGAUAUUCCGGUGGCGCUCACACCUCAUUAUACAUCAGAGAAUUCACACAGGGGAGAAGCCGUAUAAAUGUAGUGACUGUGGCAAAGCUUUUAACCGGAGCUCAAGGCUUACUCAGCAUCAAAAAAUUCACAUGUGAUAGACCAGUGACCUGUGUAAAUGUGAAUAAAUCCAUAGCCUU